AUGAAAAACCACACAGUACCCACUGAGUUCAUUCUACUAGGGCUAUCAGAUGACCCAGAGCUUCAGAUUGUGAUUUUUCUCUUUCUGAGUAUCACAUAUGUCCUAAGUAUUACUGGAAAUGUGACUAUCAUCACUCUGACCUUGGUGGACUCUCAUCUACAGACCCCUAUGUAUUUCUUCCUCAGGAACUUCUCCAUAUUAGAAAUUACCUUUACCACUGUCUGUAUCCCUAGAUUUCUGAGCACAAUUAUUACCAAAGACAAGACAAUUUCUUACAAUAAUUGCACAGCUCAGUUGUUUUUCUUCAUCUUCAUGGGUAUAACUGAGUUUUACCUUCUAACAGCCAUGUCCUAUGACCGCUAUGUGGCCAUUUGCAAACCCCUACAUUAUACAACCAUCAUGAACAAGCGAGUCUGCAUACUGCUUGUCUUUUGUGCUUGGCUAGCAGGGUUCCUAAACAUCUUCCCACCAGUCAUUCUUUUCCUCCAGUUAGAUUACUGUGGCUCCAAUGUCAUUGAUCACUUUGCUUGUGACUAUUUCCCCUUAUUGCAGUUAUCCUGCUCAGAUACAUGGCUCCUAGAAAUUAUCGGGUUUUAUUCUGCAAUAGUGAUCCUACUUUUCACUUUAGCAUUAAUAAUUCUUUCCUAUAUGUUCAUCAUUAGGACAAUUUUGAAACUCCCUUCUGCCAGUCAAAGAAAAAAAGCUUUCUCCACCUGUUCCUCUCAUAUGAUUGUCAUCUCUAUCUCUUAUGGAAGCUGCAUAUUCAUGUAUGCCAAUCCCUCUGCAAAAGAAAAGGCCUCACUAACCAAAGGAGUAGCUAUUCUCAACACCUCUGUGGCUCCUAUGAUGAAUCCAUUUAUAUACACCCUGAGGAACCAGCAGGUGAAGCAAGCCUUUAAGGAUACCAUACAAAAGGUUAUGCUUUUCUCUAGUAAAUGUGAAUGA
Messenger RNA from Perognathus longimembris pacificus (Pacific pocket mouse), 945 nucleotides. Its product is annotated as olfactory receptor 6C3-like. The transcript has a single exon. Gene Ontology annotation, biological process: G protein-coupled receptor signaling pathway. Gene Ontology annotation, cellular component: membrane. The coding region runs from base 1 to 945 and encodes 314 amino acids. Lineage: Eukaryota; Metazoa; Chordata; Mammalia; Rodentia; Heteromyidae. The record is from RefSeq and is a predicted model, not a curated record. Gene Ontology annotation, molecular function: olfactory receptor activity; G protein-coupled receptor activity.